CUUUUUCAGGUAGGAGAUGUGGCAUUGUCCAUAUUGCACAGUAUGGUAGCCCCUCAUUCAAAUAUAGAUGAUGCUAGAGAGAUUGAUUACACCAACCCCCAGAGUAAAGAGGAUCUUGUCAAGCUCACUUUGUCUUCCACAUAUUGCACAACUGAACUAUGCAGUGGCUGGAUGGUGGCUCCAUCAAUAUGCACAUUGUUUCUGGUGAACCGACUAUUGUUGAUGCUGCUGCUGCUCUGCUGAAAGCUAUAGUUACUAGGAACCCAAAAGCAAUGAUCCGACUAUACAGUACAGGCGCAUUUUCUUUUGCUCUGGCUUACCCUGGAUCUAAUCUUCUUUCAAUUGCCCAACUCUUCUCAGUGACUCAUGUUUAUCAAGCUUUUCAUGGUGGUGAGGAAGCUGCAAUUUCUUCUCUACCUUUGGCGAAACGAAGUGUUUUGGGCGGCCUCUUACCUGAGUCAUUGCUUUAUGUACUGGAACGUAAAGGCCCAGUUGCUUUUGCCGCAGCAAUGGUUUCUGAUUCUGACACUCCUGAGAUUAUUUGGACACACAAGAUGCGAGCAGAAAAUCUGAUCUCUCAGGUUCUUCAGCAUCUUGGUGAUUUCCCUCAGAAAUUGUCACAGCAUUGUCAUUCCUUAUAUGACUAUGCUCCAAUGCCGACAUAUCCAGAGCUGAAAGAUGAAAUGUGGUGUCAUCGUUAUUACUCGAAACUUAUGUGAUGAAAUUAUAUUUCCUAAUUGGCUAUUGUUGAACAUGUUGAGUUUUUGCAAUCAUUGCUAGUAAUGUGGAGAGAAGGGUUAACUCGAAGGCCAAUGGACCUUUCUGAAGAAGAAGCUUGCAAGAUACUAGAGAUUUCCAUUGAUGAAGUAUCCAGAGACGACGCCCCUAAGAAACCAAGUCUUGAGUCAGUUGAGGAGAUACCU
Molecule: messenger RNA, 923 nt
Organism: Sesamum indicum (sesame)
Lineage: Eukaryota; Viridiplantae; Streptophyta; Magnoliopsida; Lamiales; Pedaliaceae
Source: RefSeq, a predicted model, not a curated record